AUGAUGGUUGAUGUUAUUGGCGUUGGUUGCUAUUCUUCCAAGGAUUUAUGGACAUGGAAAAAUGAAGGCAUUGUGCUUGCUGCAGAAGAAAAUAAUGAGAUGCAUGAUCUUCAUAAAUCCAAUGUGCUAGAGAGGCCAAAAGUAAUCUACAAUGAGAGGACUGGUAAAUAUGUAAUGUGGAUGCAUAUAGACAAUGUCAAUUACACUAAAGCAUCUGUUGGUGUUGCUAUGAGCGAUUACCCCACUGGUCCUUUCGAUUAUCUCUACAGCAAGCAGCCUCAUGGAUUUGAUAGCAGGGACAUGACAGUCUUUAAAGACAAUGAUGGUGUAGCCUAUCUAAUCUACUCCUCUGAAGACAAUAGCGAACUUCAUAUAGGCCCACUAAGUCAAGAUUACCUUGAUGUGACAAAUGUCAUGAGACGGAUUCUGGUGGGGCAACACCGGGAAGCGCCAGCUUUGUUCAAGUAUGAGGGGACUUACUACAUGAUCACAUCAGGCUGCACAGGAUGGGCUCCAAACGAGGCCUUAGCCCAUGCUGCAGAAACAAUUAUGGGGCCAUGGGAGACCAUGGGCAACCCAUGCAUUGGGGGUAAUAAAGUGUUUCGUCAAACUACAUUCUUUGCUCAGAGCACAUUCGUGCUUCCUCUUCCAGGACUUCCAGGCUCUUUCAUAUUCAUGGCAGAUCGGUGGAACCCGGCAGACUUGAGGGAUUCAAGAUAUGUAUGGUUGCCUUUAACAGUGGGUGGAGCAGCAGAUAGGCCUCUUGACUAUAACUUUGGGUUCCCGUUGUGGUCAAGAGUUUCAAUUUAUUGGCACAGAAGAUGGAGGCUUCCUUACAGAUGGAGUGGAAAGAAAUGA
This is a messenger RNA of Thlaspi arvense, 858 nucleotides long. The record is from the annotation of a GenBank genome assembly. NCBI's taxonomy places the organism in Eukaryota, Viridiplantae, Streptophyta, Magnoliopsida, Brassicales, Brassicaceae.